Camelus dromedarius (Arabian camel) is the source of this 1671-nucleotide messenger RNA. RefSeq names its product angiopoietin like 5 (gene ANGPTL5). The transcript is spliced from 8 exons. The coding region runs from base 259 to 1425 and encodes 388 amino acids. Lineage: Eukaryota; Metazoa; Chordata; Mammalia; Artiodactyla; Camelidae. The record is from RefSeq and is a predicted model, not a curated record.
UUAUAAUGCAGGCAUACAGUGAUUAAAAAAAAAAAAGAUUUUUAUCACUUAAAAUGAUAGCAUCUCUAGAGGCUACCUUGUUUCUCAUCUGAAGGGUGUUGUUCCAAAGAAGGGCAUGGAAACGAUUAAGUACUGGCCUCUGUUUUUGUUGUACAGCUUCCAGAACUUUUCGACUGAAGACGCUAUGUACUGGAGUUCUUUACACAGAGAGCUGACUGAUCUUUGAAGAUAUUUUUCGUUUCUCCAACCAAGAAAAAUAUGAUGUUUCUUUUCCAAGCCUCACUCUUGUUCUUAAAUCUAUGUAUUUUUACUUGUGGAGAAGUUAUACGAGGUAACUGUGUGCAUCAUUCUACGGAUUCUCCAGCAGUCAAUAUUGUAGAAGAUGAAUCUAAUGCAAAAGGUGAAAGUAAAAGUAAUGAUACUGUUUAUAAAGAAGACUGCGAGGAAUCAUGUGACGUUAAAACUAAAGUUACACGAGAAGAAAAACAUUUCAUAUGUAGAAACUUGCAAAAUUCUAUUGUUUCUUACACACGGAAUACGAAAAAACUACUAAGAAAUAUGAUGGAUGAACAGCAGGCUUCCUUGGAUUACUUAUCUAAUCAGGUUAAUGAGCUCAUGAAUCGAGUUCUCCUUUUGACUACAGAAGUUUUUAGAAAACAGCUGGAUCCUUUUCCUCACAGACCAGUUCAGUCACAUGGUUUAGAUUGUACUGAUAUUAAAGAUACCAUUGGCUCUGUGACUAAAACACCGAGUGGUUUGUAUAUAAUCUACCCAGAAGGAGCUAGUUACCCAUUUGAGGUAAUGUGUGACAUGGAUUACAGAGGAGGUGGAUGGACUGUGAUACAGAAAAGAAUUGAUGGGAUAAUUGAUUUCCAAAGGUUGUGGUGUGAUUAUCUGGAUGGAUUUGGCGACCUUUUAGGCGAAUUUUGGCUAGGGCUGAAGAAGAUUUUUUAUAUAGUGAAUCAGAAGAAUACCAGUUUUAUGCUGUAUGUGGCACUGGAAUCUGAAGAUGACACAUUCGCUUAUGCAUCAUAUGAUAAUUUUUGGCUAGAGGAUGAAACAAGAUUUUUUAAAAUGCAUUUAGGACGGUAUUCAGGAAAUGCUGGUGAUGCAUUCCGGGGCUUCAGAAAAGAAGAUAAUCAAAAUGCGAUGCCUUUCAGCACAUCAGACGUCGAUAAUGAUGGGUGUCGCCCUGCAUGCUUCGUCAGUGGUCAGUCUAUGAGGAGCUGCAGUCACCUUAGUAACCACACGGGCUGGUGGUUCAACCAGUGUGGUCUCGCUAAUCUGAACGGCAUUCAUCACUUCCCCGGAAAAUUGCUUGCAACUGGAAUUCGAUGGGACACGUGGACCAAAAACAACUCACCUAUCAAGAUUAAAUCUGUUUCAAUGAAAAUUAGAAGAACUUACAAUCCAUAUUUUAAGUAACCUCAUUUUAAAUUGUAAUGAGUGUUCCACAGUUAUUUUUGAAAAUAUAUGAAAGAUUUCACAAUGGUUUCUCUUUUUACUGAGUGUUGCAGACAGAUUAGCCAAAAUUCAACUAUAGGUGACAUCUAGGUAUUAUGGGUUUAAUUAGAAAUUUUUAGUUUUGUAGAGUUUUACAACGGAAAACAUGGUUCAAUGUAUACUUUUACUACUAACUAUGUUAACAAUAUGUAAUAAAAUUUGUUUUGA